AUGGCUUCCGCUUCGGAUCAUGAGCUUCAUGAUUAUUUCCCCGAAAGAUCAGAUAAUGUUCUCGAUCCUCAAUCUCAAUACAUGUCGUAUCACCACAAUGAUGUCGAAAGAGCGACAUCAUCAAGCAGCGAUGACUCUCUAGAUCCAGAUAGCACAUUGGAGCCUGUUCUAACCAACGAAACUGCUCGAGAAAGACAAUUCGAAUCAAUAAGGGCAGGAGACCGAGAACAAUUAGAGAAAAUAGCUUCAGGUUUCGGGGGUUCUCAACUAGGAAGAACUUUUACUAAUGCUACAGCUGGAGCACAUGAAUUGGAGAAAAAAGAUACCCUGUAUGGGGUUAAGUUGGGGGAUUCAACGUUGGACCCCAACUCUCCAGAUUUUGACGCAUAUAAAUGGGCUAAAAUGAUGAUGAGGCUGACUGAUGAGAAUGAAGUCAUUCAAAGACGUGCUGGAAUUGUGUUCAAGAAUCUAAAAGUGUGUGGUUCCGGAUCAGCAAUCAAUGUGCAAAAGAAUGUCGCCUCUCUGUUGAUGGCGCCUUUACGAUUCAGAGAAUUUGUCGGAAAAGGUCCGGAGAAGACUAUCCUCAAUGAUUUCAAUGGUGUUUUGAAAUCAGGAGAGAUGUUGAUUGUUCUCGGAAGACCCGGUUCCGGUUGUUCCACGUUUCUUAAAUCUUUAAUGGGGGAACUUUACGGAUUGGACAUGAAAUCACAAUCGGAAGUUCACUAUAAUGGUAUCACACAGAAGCAAAUGCUCAAACAAUUUCGAGGUGAAAUUGUAUACAAUCAAGAAGUUGAUAAGCAUUUCCCUCAUUUGACUGUUGGAGAGACUUUGGAAUUCGCUGCGAGUGUACGAACGCCUCAACAAAGACUUGUUGAGGGAACAACUCGUUCAGCUUGGGCAAAGCAUAUGACUAAGGUCGUUAUGGCUAUUUAUGGAUUAUCUCAUACGUACAACACCAAAGUCGGUAAUGAUUUUGUACGAGGUGUAUCUGGAGGUGAGAGGAAACGUGUUAGUAUUGCUGAGAUGGCCUUGGCUGGUUCACCAAUUGCUUCAUGGGACAAUGCUACACGUGGUUUGGAUGCUGCAACUGCUCUGGAGUUUACAAAAUCAUUGCGAAUGACUGCCAAUCUGUCUGGCUCGUGUCAUUUAGUUGCCAUUUAUCAAGCUAGUCAACAGAUUUAUGAUCAAUUUGAUAAAGCUAUUGUGCUUUAUGAAGGUCGUCAGAUCUAUUAUGGUCCUUGUGACCAAGCGAAGCAGUAUUUCGUGGAUAUGGGUUGGGAGUGCCCAAACCGUCAAACCACUGGUGACUUUUUGACUUCGAUCACAAACCCCACGGAACGAAAAGUAAGACCCGGCUAUGAGAAAAAGGUUCCUAGAACUCCCGAAGAAUUUGAGAAAUACUUCAAAGAUUCGAAGAUCUUUCAAAGAGUGAUGAGCGAAAUCAAAUCACACGAAGAGGAAUUUCCUAUGGGCGGCAAAACAUUGGAACAAUUCAAAGCAAGUCGAAAGGGUAUGCAAGCAAACCAUUUACGGCCAGAGUCACCAUAUACAGUCAGCGUUAUCAUGCAGACAAAACUUUGUGCAAAGCGAGCAGUUCAACGCUUAUGGAACGACAAAACAUCAACCGUUACCACAAUUGUAGGACAGAUUGUUAUGGCUUUGAUCAUCGGAUCUAUCUUUUACGACACCCCGGAUAAUACAGCAAGCUUUUUUCAAAAAGGAGGUGUACUUUUCUUCGCGGUAUUGCUCAAUGCCCUCAUCGCCAUUUCGGAAAUUAACACUCUCUACUCUCAACGACCGAUCGUAGAGAAACAAGCAUCUUACGCAUUUUAUCAUCCUUUCACUGAAGCUUUGGCUGGUGUUGUCGUUGAUAUACCGGUAAAAUUCGCUAUCGCCACGGGUUUCAACGUUAUUUUAUACUUUCUCUCUGGUCUGAAAAGGGAAGCAGGUGCAUUCUUUGUCUUUUUCCUCUUUAAUUUUGUUGCAAUUCUCACGAUGAGUCAAAUAUACCGCAGUAUUGCAGCAGCAACGAAAACUAUAUCCCAAGCAUUAGCCAUAGCUGGUGUGACCACACUUGCGAUUGUCAUUUAUACCGGUUUCGUCAUUCCUAGACCACUUAUGCAUCCUUGGUUCAAAUGGAUUUCAUGGAUCAAUCCAGUUUCAUAUGUAUUUGAAGCUUUAUUCGUCAAUGAACUACACGGAAAAGAGUUUGUUUGUUCGACCUUAGUACCAACAGGUCCCGGCUAUGUUCAAACUGGCUCCAACUUUAUUUGCGCUGUUGCAGGCUCUGUUGUUGGCUCGAAUACUGUCAGUGGUGAUGAUUAUUUGCAAGCACAAUUUCAAUACUCUUACUCCCACAUCUGGCGUAAUUUGGGAUUUUUGUUUGUGUUCAUGAUUUUCUUUUUAGCUUUUUACCUCCUUGCAACAGAGUUCAAUGCAUCCACAGACAGUAAAGCCGAAGUCUUAGUCUUCCGUCGUGGACAUGUCCCAACGAACUUAUUGGCCGCCGAGAAAGCUGCAAAGAACGACGAAGAAGCACAUGUCGGAAAUGGUUCUGCUGUCAAGGAAGGCAACUCAGACAAACAAGGAGAAGAAGUUCAAGCAUUGCCCCCCCAAACGGACGUAUUCACAUGGAAAGAUGUUUGUUACGACAUUAAGAUCAAGAAUGAACCUCGCAGACUUCUUGAUAACGUGUCUGGAUGGGUCAAGCCUGGUACUCUGACUGCCUUGAUGGGUGUUUCUGGUGCAGGAAAAACAACUUUACUUGAUGUUCUUGCCCAAAGAGUCUCUAUGGGUGUAAUCACAGGUGAUAUGUUGGUUAGCGGCAAACCCCUCGACGCAUCCUUUCAACGAAAGACCGGAUACGUUCAACAACAAGAUUUACAUCUUGAAACUACAACUGUUAGAGAAGCCCUUCGAUUUUCCGCUAUGCUACGUCAACCAAAAUCUGUUUCCAAGAAAGAAAAGUAUGAUUUCGUGGAAGAUGUUAUCAAGAUGUUAAACAUGGAGGAGUUCUCGGAAGCAGUGGUUGGUGUUCCAGGCGAGGGGUUGAAUGUGGAACAACGAAAGUUAUUGACUAUUGGUGUCGAAUUGGCUGCCAAACCUGCACUCUUACUCUUCUUGGAUGAACCUACUUCUGGUCUUGAUUCGCAAUCUUCAUGGGCAAUUGUUUCGUUUUUGAGAAAGUUGGCCGAUAAUGGUCAGGCGGUCUUGGCUACUAUACAUCAACCUAGUGCUAUUCUAUUUCAAGAAUUCGACCGAUUGUUAUUUUUAGCAAAAGGUGGAAGAACUGUCUAUUUUGGAGACAUCGGUCAUAACUCGGAGACUUUACUCAAAUAUUUUGAAUCUCAUGGUGCUGCCAAAUGUGGUGAGGAUGAGAACCCAGCAGAAUAUAUGCUGACAAUGGUUGGCGCUGGUGCACAAGGAAAAUCUACUCAAGAUUGGCAUCAAGUAUGGAAAGAAAGUGAUGAAGCCAAAGGUAUUCAAAGAGAAAUCUCACGCAUUCAACAAGAAAUGGGCCAUCAGUCAUCUCAAGAUGAUAGUAAUUCCCACGGCGAAUUCGCCAUGCCAUUCGCUAUUCAACUUCUUGAGGUUACGAAGCGUGUCUUUCAACAAUACUGGCGUACCCCGAGCUAUAUAUACUCCAAAAUUCUUCUUGGUGUGGCAUCUGCUCUCUUUAUUGGAUUUUCAUUCUUCCACGCCGAUGCAUCUCAACAAGGUCUUCAAGAUGUUAUCUUCUCCAUCUUCAUGAUAACAACUAUCUUUACCACCCUCGUACAACAAAUCAUGCCUAGAUUCAUUCUACAAAGAGAUCUUUAUGAGGUUCGAGAAAGACCAUCAAAAGCAUACAGCUGGAAAGCUUUCAUCAUCGCUAAUAUCGUUGUCGAAAUUCCAUAUCAAAUUCUCCUUGGUAUCAUGGUAUUUGCGUCCUACUUUUAUCCAAUCUAUACCAACAGUGGUAUGCCAUCAUCAGAUCGUCAAGGACUUAUUCUCCUCCUUCUUAUCCAAUUCUUCGUCUUUGCUAGCACAUUCGCACAUAUGCUUAUUUCCGCUCUUCCGGAUGCUGAAACUGCUGGUAAUAUCGCAACAUUGAUGUUCUCACUUACCCUUACCUUUAAUGGAGUCUUUCAACCCCCACAAGCUCUUCCUGGAUUCUGGAUCUUUAUGUAUCGUGUUUCGCCUUUAACUUAUCUCGUUUCAGCUAUCGCAUCUACUGGCCUCUCCGGUCGUCAAGUAAUCUGUUCCGAUAAUGAACUCGCAGUCAUGCAACCACCCGCUGGCGAUACUUGUGGUAGCUACCUCCAAUCAUAUGCCACAGCAGCUGGAGGCUCCAUCUAUAACCCCGAAGCUACAGCAGAUUGUCAAUACUGUUCCUCAUCCAAUGCAGAUCAAUUCCUCUCAUCGGUAGCGAUUAGCUAUACUACUCGAUGGAGAGACUAUGGUAUCGUUUUCUCAUACAUUUUUUUUAAUAUUUUCAUGGCGGUUUUGUUAUACUAUUUGAUUAGAGUUAGAAAGAGUAGUGGAAAGAGCUUCAAGGAAAAGUUGGGGGCUUUGGGUGCACUUUUUAAGAAGAAUUAA
Molecule: messenger RNA, 4578 nt
Organism: Botrytis fragariae
Lineage: Eukaryota; Fungi; Ascomycota; Leotiomycetes; Helotiales; Sclerotiniaceae
Product: putative abc multidrug protein
Exons: 8
Coding region: 1-4578 (1525 amino acids)
Biological process (GO): transmembrane transport
Cellular component (GO): membrane
Molecular function (GO): ABC-type transporter activity; ATP hydrolysis activity; ATP binding
Source: RefSeq, a predicted model, not a curated record